CAGACCCCAGAGCGCAUGCUCGCCGAGGGGAGGACUGAAGGGCGCUGGCGGGAGGCUCGAAGCCUGGGCGGGGCCUUUCGCGGCGGGCCAAUGGGGAGGCGUGCCGGGGCGAAGGGCCAAUGGGAGCCGGGCGCCGGGGAGCCAACGGUAUCGUUGGCGAAGGGGGUGGGGCUAAGCAACGUCUCUUUCACUUCCCUAAUCCCUAGUCGCUACUGGGCGACUGGGGCCCGAGGUUCUCCUCCGCUCCGGAGCAGAGCAGCCAUGGCGGCCCUGGCAGGAAGCGACUACGAAACCCAGCUCUGCGGCAACUGCCAAAAGGAGAUCCCCGCGGCCAACUUCGUCAUCCACGAGAUCCACUGCCGGAGGAACAUUGGGGUCUGCCCCGUCUGCAAGGAGGCCUUCCCCAAAGUGGAGCUGAGGCGUCACCAGGAGCAGGAGCACACCCAGGUGGUCUGCAAGUGCGGCAGGGAGAUGGACAGAGGCCUUUUGCAAGAGCACGAGGCUUCCGAAUGUCCCUUGCGGCCUGUAGCCUGCCAGCACUGUGACAUCGAGCUGGCCUUCAGCAAACUUCAGGAGCACGAGGACUACUGUGGCACUCGGACCGAACGCUGUAGCAGAUGCAACCAAAAUGUCAUGCUGAGAGACCUGAAGGAGCACCCCACAGACUGUGGCAAGAAGACGAAGGCAGCGGGAGUUGGCCAGACCAGGCCCUCGGAGGCAGUUUUUCAGAAUAUUCAGACUAUCCGAAACAUCCCCCCUCCGGAUGAUGCUGCCAGAUCCCUGCCGAGGACGAGCAGGCUAUAUAACGCUCUCUUGCGUGACCAGCUGCCCAGGGAGUUUGGCAGGAGGAACAGUGGUCCAGCUCAGGUGGAUGAGAAUCAAGCUCACCUGGAAAAGAUGACAACCCCUUUGGCCUUUAGGGGAGAGCAGGAUUGUGACUUGGAUUACCUGUUGGCUUUGAGCUUGCAGCAAGAAAAUGUCUCUCAUGAACACAGUGCCGCUGCGAUCCAGAGUGAUCUCUUGCGGAAUAUCUGUCCCAGCAAGGAUAGCUCAGUGGAGAACUCGCUUGAAACAGAUGAGUCCAGUAUCUUCUCUCAGGAUGCACUGGUGCAUAAUGCUCCAAAGAGGUCCAAUACUGUGAUCCUCCUGUCUUGUGAAUUCUGUGAGGAGCUGUACCCAGAGGAAGACCUCAUCCUUCAUCAGACGGGAUGCGACCCCACCAGCGCUUUGGCCGCCUUCAGCAAGAGAAGCUCUUCCUCGCCGCAGUCGGAGCGCCUUCGAGGCCUGUGGGAACAGCUGCAGAGCAACCAGACCACAGGCAAUAGAGAAAUGCCUCCGUUCCAGCAUGACACCUACAGCAGCCUCAUGCUGCCUUGCGAAUUCUGUGGCAUUCAGCUCGAAGAAGAUAUCCUCUUCCACCACCAGGAUCAGUGUGAUUUGCGCCCUGACACAGCCUCCUCGGCGGGAAGGACGCCAAUGCAGCAAAGGACUCCAGCCAUGAAUAACGUGGAGAAAACAGAGAUACUGGAUCUGCCUCGAACACGCAUCCAACACCAAGGGGAAAUCUCACGUCAGCACCGUGAGGAGUUCAGGCAACAGAAGCAGUCUCUUCCAGGGAGCCAGUCCCAGAGCAACCUGGUGACUGCCCAACAUAUUCAGCCAACUUCUGACAACAGGAGAGAAAACAACAUUGGGCCAACAAAGGGAGGAAAGCCCAGAGUGGGUGUGCAAACAUCAAGUUGGCACCCAAGUGACCUUCCAGCUGCCCCCAUGUCUACUAGACGAUCUCACCGCAACUUCACUCCCAGUAGCUACAAGCCAAGUUUCCCAGAUACUGCUCCAACUCGACCCAGUAGCCUGAGAAGUGAAAGUGGCAGGAGUCCCACUAGGCGGACCCAUUACAACAAUACGGAGGCAAAACGCUGGCAAGCUGAAUCCAACUAUUCUGAUGAUGAGUAAGAGGAGAGGAACUCGUCAGGGCUGUGCAUGGCCGUCUCUUUCUACAUUCAGCCCAGCACCAGACCAUGGACAACUUUGGUGGGAAUGAUGUUACCUAGAGGUGGGGUGGGAAGUGUGUGUGCCCCCACUUCAACCAGAGAUGUGGUGGCAAGAGGAGCCUUUGGCGCCUCCUUUCCCAAAUGUGCAGUGUUUCAGGGCAGGAGACCGAUUUGAGAUGCUUUUAGGCCUUCUGCUCAGAAUACCCAACUGUGGAGUAGUCUCCUCUGCACCCAACAGAGGAAGGCCUGACAAUCCAGCAGCAGAGUUAAUACCACAGCCAUGGCUCUGUUUGCUUCACAAGACUUACUGCUGUAUGCCACUGUGGCAUAAGGAUUCUUUUCUUGUCCUCUUGUAAUCCAGUCUGAUCUUUAGUCUGAGGAGAUGGGAGGGGGAAGCACUUGGAAAAGCCAUCACAUUUCAUGGUGGUGCUUGUGUGUGUAAAUAACAUGGUCUUGAAUACCAGAAGUGCCCAGUUAAAUGCCUUCAAAGCUGAGAGGCUUCAUGGAGCAAGUAAGCCUUUCAUCUUCUUCCUCAUCGUUCUGAUUGUUAUGUUUUGAACACUGUUUUAAAGUUCUCAUAAUAAACUUUAUAUCUGCCAAUCA
This is a messenger RNA of Sceloporus undulatus (fence lizard), 2600 nucleotides long. RefSeq names its product TRAF-type zinc finger domain containing 1 (gene TRAFD1). Lineage: Eukaryota; Metazoa; Chordata; Lepidosauria; Squamata; Phrynosomatidae. Bases 16 to 1959 code for a protein of 647 amino acids. Gene Ontology annotation, molecular function: zinc ion binding. The record is from RefSeq and is a predicted model, not a curated record. The transcript is spliced from 12 exons.